GCUCGGACAUCAUCGCGUUCGGCUCUGACGUGUUCCGAGCUUUCUGAGAGAGGAGCUUUGCCUCCGUCUUCUGGUGAGCUGUUCGGGAGAAAUCCGGCAAUGAGGGUGGCGAUGAUGUCUGAUCUGCUGACGGAGGUCCUGAUCCCCGUGGCCUCCGUCGUUGGGAUCUUCUUCUCGCUGCUGCAGUGGUACUUCGUGUCCAAGGUAAAGCUGUCGCCAGAGAGGCAAACGCGCGGGGCGCACGAUCACGGUAAGAACGGGUACUCGGACCGCCUCAUCGAGGAGGAGGAGGGGAUUAACGAUCACAACGUGGUCGUGAAGUGUGCGGAGAUCCAGAACGCCAUUUCGGAAGGAGCUACAUCGUUUCUCUUUACGGAGUAUAAGUAUGUUGGAAUCUUCAUGGUUGUUUUUGCAAUCCUGAUCUUCCUCUUUCUCGGAUCAGUGGAGGGUUUCAGCACGAAGAGCCAGCCCUGCACUUACAGCAAGGAUAGAACAUGCAAGCCAGCUCUUGCUAAUGCUAUUUUUAGCACUCUAUCCUUCUUGCUUGGUGCAGUAACCUCCAUUGUUUCUGGUUUCCUUGGAAUGAAGAUUGCAACUUAUGCAAAUGCCAGGACCACUUUAGAAGCCAGGAAAGGUGUUGGAAAAGCAUUCAUUGCUGCAUUUCGCUCGGGUGCAGUUAUGGGAUUUUUGCUUGCUGCCAAUGGUCUUCUUGUACUUUACAUUGCAAUCAACAUCUUUAAGUUAUACUAUGGGGAUGACUGGGAAGGCCUCUUUGAGGCUAUUACUGGUUAUGGCCUAGGUGGCUCUUCCAUGGCACUUUUUGGAAGAGUAGGUGGAGGCAUCUAUACCAAAGCUGCUGAUGUUGGUGCUGAUCUUGUUGGAAAGGUCGAGAGAAAUAUUCCUGAGGAUGACCCUAGGAACCCAGCUGUAAUUGCUGAUAAUGUUGGUGAUAAUGUUGGGGACAUUGCUGGUAUGGGAUCAGAUCUUUUUGGCUCAUAUGCUGAGUCUUCCUGUGCCGCACUUGUCGUUGCCUCAAUUUCGUCAUUUGGUAUCAAUCAUGAGCUGACUGCAAUGUUGUACCCCUUGCUUAUUAGCUCCAUGGGAAUUAUAGUUUGUUUGGUUACUACUCUGUUUGCCACCGACUUCUUUGAGAUAAAGGCGGUGAAGGAGAUUGAACCUGCACUGAAGAGGCAGCUCAUAAUCUCCACUGCUCUUAUGACUGUGGGCAUUGCAAUUGUUAGUUUCAUAGCCCUCCCAUCAACCUUCACAAUCUUUAAUUUUGGUGCCCAGAAGGUGGUGAAGAACUGGGAGCUAUUCUUCUGUGUGGCAAUCGGUUUGUGGUCUGGCCUGGUCAUCGGUUUUGUCACCGAGUACUACACAAGCAAUGCUUACAGCCCUGUCCAAGAUGUUGCUGAUUCCUGCAAAACAGGAGCUGCUACCAAUGUUAUCUUUGGCCUGGCUUUGGGAUACAAAUCUGUCAUCAUCCCCAUAUUUGCUAUUGCUGUCAGCAUUUUUGUUAGUUUUAGUUUCGCUGCCAUGUAUGGUAUUGCAGUUGCUGCUCUUGGAAUGCUGAGCACCAUAGCUACUGGACUUGCUAUAGAUGCCUAUGGCCCCAUCAGUGACAAUGCUGGAGGUAUUGCAGAGAUGGCUGGAAUGAGCCAUAAAAUCCGUGAGAGAACUGAUGCUCUGGAUGCUGCAGGAAACACCACAGCUGCAAUUGGAAAGGGUUUUGCCAUUGGUUCAGCUGCUUUGGUGUCCCUUGCUCUUUUUGGUGCCUUUGUGAGUCGUGCAGCAAUCUCGACGGUGGAUGUUCUGACACCCAAAGUCUUCAUUGGUCUGAUCAUCGGCGCCAUGCUUCCCUACUGGUUCUCAGCCAUGACCAUGAAGAGUGUAGGCAGUGCAGCUCUCAAGAUGGUGCAGGAAGUCCGCAGGCAAUUCAACAGCAUUCCCGGUCUCAUGGAGGGAUCUGCCAAGCCAGAUUAUGCAACCUGCGUCAAGAUCUCAACCGAUGCCUCCAUCAAAGAGAUGAUUCCUCCCGGUGCUCUGGUGAUGCUCACCCCGCUCGUCGUGGGAACCUUCUUCGGCGUCGAAACUCUAUCAGGAGUGCUUGCGGGCUCUCUUGUUUCAGGAGUUCAGAUUGCUAUCUCGGCAUCGAACACUGGUGGCGCAUGGGAUAAUGCAAAGAAGUACAUCGAGGCUGGGGCUUCAGACCAAGCCAGGGGGCUUGGACCUAAAGGAUCAGAUGCUCACAAGGCCGCUGUGAUCGGUGACACCAUAGGGGAUCCACUCAAAGACACAUCAGGGCCAUCACUCAACAUCCUCAUCAAGCUCAUGGCAGUGGAGUCACUGGUGUUUGCUCCCUUCUUUGCCACUCACGGAGGUCUCCUCUUCAAGAUCUUCUGGAAUGGAAAGUAGACAUAGUUUCCUUCCAGUCAUACCUACAUUACCUAAUCUCCCCCUUUGGAAAGGGAUAGUUUAUGCCUCUUUUUCCAGUUAUAAGGGACUCGGGAUUGUCGUCGAGUCCUGGUUGCUGAAAGAACAGCCAGUUUCUCCCUUUGUUAGGCUUUAUUUUGAUGAGGAUAAUAAUGAUGACAAUCCUAAAUUAUAUGCAGUUCAUGUUCCUAGCC
Messenger RNA from Musa acuminata subsp. malaccensis (wild Malaysian banana), 2627 nucleotides. RefSeq names its product pyrophosphate-energized vacuolar membrane proton pump. Gene Ontology annotation, cellular component: membrane. The record is from RefSeq and is a predicted model, not a curated record. Gene Ontology annotation, molecular function: diphosphate hydrolysis-driven proton transmembrane transporter activity; inorganic diphosphate phosphatase activity. Lineage: Eukaryota; Viridiplantae; Streptophyta; Magnoliopsida; Zingiberales; Musaceae. Gene Ontology annotation, biological process: proton transmembrane transport.